AUGAUAAUCAAUGUUGUAGGUCUAAAGCUCAAGGGAGCUACCUGUAGGAAGAACAAGCUACAGCUCAGUACCACAAUCUCCACUGAGCUGCCAGUCACCCUGCUCCGCUGGAUCAGGACCGAUGCAGACAAAGUGGUGGCGGGUAAGGUGACCCUCCCGGUCUAUCUGAACGCCACCCGCUCCCACCUACUGUUCACGCUGGACUUUGACACGGAGGGAGAAGGGUCGGGCAAGGAUCACAGCUUCUACGAGAGGGGAGUGGCCAUCAUUUCUUCUGAUCUGGGAUAAAUGUGACAAUUUCAACUUCAGUGCUGUCUACA
Molecule: messenger RNA, 320 nt
Organism: Magallana angulata
Lineage: Eukaryota; Metazoa; Mollusca; Bivalvia; Ostreida; Ostreidae
Product: cytoplasmic dynein 1 heavy chain 1-like
Exons: 2
Coding region: 1-288 (95 amino acids)
Source: RefSeq, a predicted model, not a curated record